Messenger RNA from Micropterus dolomieu (smallmouth bass), 558 nucleotides. Its product is annotated as complement C3-like. The record is from RefSeq and is a predicted model, not a curated record. The transcript has 6 exons. Lineage: Eukaryota; Metazoa; Chordata; Actinopteri; Centrarchiformes; Centrarchidae. Bases 23 to 547 code for a protein of 174 amino acids. Gene Ontology annotation, cellular component: extracellular region.
UUGACCCACUGGCCUGUACGUGAUGCACAUCUUUUCACACUGGAGGCCACAGCUUACGCUCUUCUGGCUUUGGUCAAGACAAAGAUGUGAGCGCAUGAAGAGCGGGGCUUUUGAUGAUGCCAAACCUAUUGUCAGAUGGUUCAACGAACAACAGAUACAUGGCGGAGGCUAUGGAUCAACUCAAGCUACUAUACUGGUGUACCAGGCAAUAGCUGAGUACUGGACCAAUGCUAAGGAACCAGAAUAUAAUGUGAAGGUUAACAUUGUGUUUCAUAAAAGGAGAAAUGUUGAUAGGUUCAACUUCAACAGAGAGAACCACUAUACCACCAGAACAUCUAAGCUCAACAGCAUAAACCAGAAUGUGACGGUGGUUGCCACAGGAACAGGAGAAGCAACGGUCAAAAUGGUGUCGUUGUAUUACGCUCUGCCUAAAGAAAAGGAAAGUGACUGUCAGAAGUUUAACCUGUCUGUGCAGCUCAUCCCAGGUGAGUUCCUCUGUCUCUCUCUGAAACCAGGAGAUCUCCCGUUUUACUGUAAAUAUCAGUGAAUAGUAGAAUU